This is a messenger RNA of Leishmania mexicana MHOM/GT/2001/U1103, 2931 nucleotides long. RefSeq lists its product as hypothetical. The transcript has a single exon. Lineage: Eukaryota; Euglenozoa; Kinetoplastea; Trypanosomatida; Trypanosomatidae. The record is from RefSeq and is a predicted model, not a curated record. The coding region runs from base 1 to 2931 and encodes 976 amino acids.
AUGAACUCUAGUGCAACGCCCAAGGGUGCGGAGACGACCCCGUCACGCGCGCCACUGAAGGGCCUCACGCCCCUGCGCCGCAGUGGCAUCACUCAUCUUGCCACUCCCCACUACACCCAAGCUGCGGCGUCUGCAUCCCCAAGCUCAUUGUUGUUUACCUCCACAUCCUCAGCUGCCCACCCAGCGGCGCGAACAUUCACGUCACCGUCGUCCAGGGGGCAUCGCACCCCUGGUGCCUUGGCGGCCUCAACGUGGGAUGUGCGAAGGGCUGUGUCUGCGCGUUGCGCAAGCCACUGCUCAUCACCGCAGCCUCUAGGACCUUAUCCAGCUAGCGUCAGGGGUCCAGUAUUGCAUGGCCGCUCUCAGCUGACCCUCAGUGCGUUCGGCAACGGCAGUGGCGGCGCAGACGCAUCCAGCAGGGCGCCCUGGCGCCACCACGUGGCAGCUGUGUGCCGCCGAUUACAACAUGCCGUGCAGGAAGCGGAGCAGAUCCUGGUGCCUGCCACAGCCUCCGCUGCCUCGGCAUCAUCUACCAUCCCUCUCGACCAAAACGGUAGUGAUGGGCUUUCGUGCACGCUGGCGCAGGUCAUGGAUGCGCUGCAACGGUACCGCAGUGGCUGCAUGGCGGCCAUGCUGGAGCUGGAGGCGCUGCAGCAGCAACAGCAGCAACAACAAGGCUUCUCAGCCUCCUCAGCGUCCCUUCCGGCCGGGGAGGCGGAAGAUCCCACAAUCCUAUGCUCUCCGAUUCAGUCAGUGCACCGACGCACGGCCAACGACGGGGACAACGUGGACACAUCACCGCCCAGCCUCGUGGACGCGGCACAGCUCUACCGCCGAUACCAUCUCAUCAAAGCGCACCUGGACGACACCCUAGCGGCGCAGUCUGCGUACAUGCAAGAGGUUACGCUUCAGCAGCAGCUCCACGAGCGUGAGGGGGUCAUGUGCGAGUAUAUGUGGACGGCGCGGCUGCUUGUGGAGCAGGAGGCGGCAGAGCGUGCGCACCUCGUCUCACUGUGGACGUAUCUCAUCGCGUCUGCACAGGAUCGGCGGACGGCAUCCAAUGCACAUGCCGCCGCAGCCCCGCCGCAGCAGCCGCCCACACACAGCGAAACCGCAGCUGCUCGUCUGACGGCGCAGAACGAGUCUCUGCUGCGAGAUCUGCACCGCUCGGAAGAGCGCACUUACGCACUGUUAUGUGAGCAGCAGAAGGGCCUACAGGAAGCACAGGAGCGUGCGCUGGCGCAACUGGUUGCCCGCCACGAUGCCGAGAAGCGUGCUCUGGAGGCACGUGUGCACGCGGCGCAGGAGGCAGCGGCCCAAUUGCAGCACCGCCUUACCGAAGUGAAGCAGGAGCUCGCAGCUGCGCAGUCUGCCACCUGCGAGACCCAGCGGUGUGCCGGCUUGACGUAUGACGGCAUGCACCAGCAACUGAAGGACACAACAAGGAAGAUGUGGCAGCUUCAGCUCGCGAACGAUCACCUCGACGCCAAGGCGCGGGUGUUGGAGAGGGAGCUGGAGGAGCUGCGGCUGAGCCAUUCGUUGGUGGGAAACGGCCAAGGAGGCAACGGGACAGCGUCCUCUGCAGCAGAACAGGCAAGGGGGUCGGCGUCACUUUCGGCCGGUGGUGGUCGCAGGGGUAGCAAAGCCCAAUCCGUGAGCCCUGGUGUGUGGUUUGCGUACGAAGAGCGCAGCGGUCUCUUGACAAGGGCGACGCCAGUGAAGCAGCUGUCGCUGGGCUCUUCCCUCUCCUCUGAGCAUCCCCCCGUCGCGACACGCUGGACAAGGGAGCUGCAGCACGGGGAUUCACAUCCGCCCCCGCCCUUCAUUCGCAUGACCCACCCGCAUGGAUCCUCGGUGUUGGUCGUCUCCGCCAACUCGACAACUACGGACACCAACGGGAACGCGUUGCACAUGAUUGAGCAUAGUACCGCGUACGCACCCACGUCGAGCACGCAUCAAUGGAGGCCCCCAUCGGUUCCAGGUAAGGUGAGAGAUGACGACAAGGGCAGCAUCAGCAGCAGUCGACAUCGACUGUUUGAACGCACGCCGUCCCCGGUUCUCCAGCUCUCGCUCGACCGCACCCCUGCACAGCAAUCCUCUGCGGCCGCGGCGCUCUCCUACGGGGGACCGCGCCAAGACCUGGAAGAUGCAGCGGCCUACCCACCAUGCGUCGAGGCAUCGGAGAUGGACAAGGAGCGUGACUCGGUCGCCCACAAUGACCCAUCACGGGCGCAACAGGAUGCAGCAAAGCACUUCUCCAGUGCGUCAGCGCAGAGAAACGAAGCCGAGUCUCUCCGUAGCGCGACCCCUCGCCUCGACGGGGUCCCUGCAACCAGCUCGGGCCAUUUGCAGGCUCAGCCCAACACCGCGUAUGAUGAUGGACACCCGCCGCCGCUGACGGUCCCGCACGACGUGGGCGACUUGACGAGUGAAGAGAGAACAACGGCCAAGUCUGCCGCCGCCGCCGCCGCGGAGGGAGAGGAGGUGGGGCUGCAGCCUUCGUUAGCGUCGGUGUGCUCUUCUCCGAUAGCGUCCGGCUCACGUGCAAGAUUGGAGGCUGUGCGUCGCGAUAUCCUCCGCCACGCCGAGCGGCUGGAACAGGAAGUACAGGUAGUGACCUCCCGUCACGAUUCAGCGCGACGACAGCGGCGGCGCGAGAGAGAGACGCUGCGCGUGAACGCGUCCAUACACAGCGGUAGCAACAGCCCAGCCACCUCCGAGCCGCGUGACGACGAAGGUCGGCGCACGAGUGUGGGCCAUGCCGACGACGCCGACUCUGAGGCGCUCAAUCGCGCCCUCGAGGAACUCCACAUUGAGCAGCAGGAGGACAACGACGAACUCGAGCGCUUCUAUGCUCAUGUAAACCAGAAGCGGAUGGAGUUAGAGCGGUGCCUGGGCUCUGUCGAGGACAGGCUGGCCGCCCUGCUAUGA